Daldinia decipiens is the source of this 789-nucleotide messenger RNA. RefSeq lists its product as uncharacterized. The annotation marks the transcript as partial. NCBI's taxonomy places the organism in Eukaryota, Fungi, Ascomycota, Sordariomycetes, Xylariales, Hypoxylaceae. The transcript has 2 exons. The record is from RefSeq and is a predicted model, not a curated record.
AAAAAAAAAAAAAAAAAAAAAACAUCAAGCCCGUUACUCGGGUUCUCAGCAAGCCCUUAGACACUGGAUUAUCCAACAAAAUCAUGGAGGAAGAGGAAAUCAAGGGAGAGGCACUAGCAUUAAUUUCUCUAGGCCGGCCUUCCAUGGUACAAACUAGCCAGACUCCGAUGCCAAAAAUAUCGCCACAAAUUGAUAGCCAGCAGCCGGAAACUACUACAGAAAUAUCAUCAGCACUCAAUAGCAAUACCAAGGCAUUAAUUAAUCUGAAUGCGCUUUUAGGCCGGGAAUGGAACGGGGCAACUCGAAGUGCAACUAUGAUCAAGCCUUGCACAGAUCAUGAAGAAGUCGGAAGGCUUGUCAGAGACGAUGCGUUACCGACAAUGCUCAAGCUAAUGAUAUUAUGGGUUUUAGCGGUUAGGUCGUGGAUGUCUCCGAGGAAAACUGUUCGAUUGCGUGGAGGGAAUGCUAGCUAGCAACUAGCGAUACGUCGUCAUUUUCGGAUAUUUAACGAAGGAAAGGUCCGAGGAUGUAAAGAGGUAGGGGCAAAUCGUAUAAUGAGAAGCAAUCAUGACAAUGUUAGUUACGAUAUGCCUCAUAAACAUAUAGGUUUUCAUAUGAGUCUAGGUAUUCUACACCGUCAAUGAAUUUUUAAGAUGGGAAAGCCUACUUAACAGUUAAAAGGGGGUAGCUAUCACUUUUAUGGCAGUUAACUACCAGGUAACCUAACCUAAGGUAUUUAGAAAAUCAUUCUCUGCCCCCUUUUUGUGGUUAUUUUUUUUUAAUUCCCCC